UCAGCCGAGUUCUUCUGUGGUGGGGGCUCUUAACUCGACCAGAGGACAAACUGCCCCCCCACCACUCUGAGGCUCCAAAAGGUCGACCAUGACCAUGAAGAUUUUACUUUUAGGGCUCUUCCUCUGCUUUGGGAGCCCUCUGUCCUGGGGGGACAAGGGCUUGGAGAUACCCGAGUAUGACGGCAAAGACCGGGUCCACACGCUCACCGCCAAGAACUACAAGUCCAUCAUGAAGAGCUACGACGUGAUGGUGAUCUACUACCACAGGAACGUGGGGGAGGACCGUGGUGCCAUGAAACAGCUGCAGGUUGAGGAGCUUGCUCUGGAGCUGAUCACUACUCAAGCUGCACUAAUCUUUCAGCUUGCAGCUCAGGUUCUGGAUGAACUGGAGGACGAGGAUAUUGGAUUUGGGCUGGUGGAUGAGAAAAAGGCCUCUGCUGUUGCUAAGAAGCUGGGUCUGGAUGAGGUGGAGAGCAUCUACAUCUUUGCAGACAAUGAGAUCAUUGAGUACGAUGGCGAGCUCGCUGCAGACACACUCGUUGAAUUCCUCUAUGAUGUGAUUGAAAACCCAGUAGAGGUCAUUGACAACGACCGCGAACUGAAGGGCUUCUUCAACAUGGACGAUGUCAUCCGGUUGGUGGGUUACUUCAAGAGCGAGAGAUCUCCUCAUUUCAUUGAGUAUGAUGACGCAGCUGAGGAGUUUCACCCGUUCAUCAAAUUCUACGCCACGUUUGACCCCAAGAUUGCCAAGAAACUGAAACUGAAGCUGAACGAAGUGGACUUUUAUGAACCGUUCAUGAAUGAACCUGUCACUAUUCCAGGAAAACCGUACAUCGAGUCUGAACUCAUCGAAUACAUUGAACAGCAUGAGAGACCAACACUUAGGAAACUCCAGCCUCACAGCAUGUAUGAAAUCUGGGAGGAUGACAUUGAUGGAGAGCACAUUGUUGCUUUUGCUGAGGAGGACGAUCCAGAUGGUUUUGAAUUUCUGGAAAUCCUGAAAGAAGUGGCUCAAGACAACACUGACAACCCCAACCUCAGCAUCAUCUGGAUCGACCCCGAUGAUUUCCCACUGCUGGUUCCAUACUGGGAGAAAACAUUUGGCAUCGACCUUUCCUCCCCUCAGAUCGGUGUGGUGGAUGUGGCAGAUGCGGACAGCGUGUGGAUGGACAUGGAUGACCAGGACGACAUGCCGAGCUCCGACGAGCUGGAGCAGUGGAUUGAGGACGUGCUGUCUGGUGACAUAGAUUCAGAUGACGAUGAUGAGGAAGAGGAUGACGAAGACUAUGAUGACGAAGACGAAGAUGACGACGAUGAUGAAGACGAAGAUGAUGAAGACGAAGAUGAUGAUGACGACGAUGAUGAAGAAGAAGAUGAAGAUGACGAUUAGUAGAUGUUUCAGCACUGGCUGGAGCAGCCCAAAGUGGACUUGUUUGUGUCCAACAUGACAUUUUUGUGCAGAUUUCUCCUUCUGGACAGGAUAUCGCUCCUCUGAAGGGCAGCAGUUACCUGGCACAACCUAACACACAAAGAUCUACAGUUGUUGUUUCAAUCAGGAAUGUUGAUACAACACAGAGACAAAGAGUGCAACUUUUCAACCUUUGUAAAUACUCUGAAAUGCCAGAGGCAAAGAUUAUUUAAGACAUAUCCUAAUUCAGUGUUGAUAUACAUGAUAAUUAAAGCUGACGAUCACUUGA
Molecule: messenger RNA, 1697 nt
Organism: Oryzias melastigma (Indian medaka)
Lineage: Eukaryota; Metazoa; Chordata; Actinopteri; Beloniformes; Adrianichthyidae
Gene: casq1b
Product: calsequestrin 1b
Exons: 12
Coding region: 89-1390 (433 amino acids)
Biological process (GO): regulation of skeletal muscle contraction by regulation of release of sequestered calcium ion
Cellular component (GO): sarcoplasmic reticulum lumen
Molecular function (GO): calcium ion binding
Source: RefSeq, a predicted model, not a curated record